This is a messenger RNA of Liolophura sinensis, 1465 nucleotides long. RefSeq names its product spatacsin-like. The record is from RefSeq and is a predicted model, not a curated record. Lineage: Eukaryota; Metazoa; Mollusca; Polyplacophora; Chitonida; Chitonidae. The coding region runs from base 29 to 1153 and encodes 374 amino acids. The transcript is spliced from 9 exons. Gene Ontology annotation, biological process: chemical synaptic transmission; axonogenesis; synaptic vesicle transport. Gene Ontology annotation, cellular component: synapse; dendrite; cytoplasm.
GAUAGGCCAGCUGAGACGCUUCCAGAGGAUGCUGCUGGCUAAGUCUGCUCUGACUGCCCGGCCAUUACAGGCCGCAGACACUGAGGAGGGGGUGGGGACAGACUCCCAGAGGGAACACUCAGAAUGGGCCGACAUGGACUCUAACGAUGUGAUUGAGAAAGGGGUCAUCUCGAACAGUAUGCUGACGGUUCAGCAGUAUCUAUCGCAGCGUGGUCACAGACAAAAGGCUGGACACUCUGCUUUUAUCCAUGCAUCUUUGCAACGAACCUUAAAAUACCUGCACAAUCAGGAGAUAGAGUCUGCAAAACAGUUGCUAUCUUCCCUGGGAUUUAGUGUAGCCGGUAAGCUCUGGGAGUUUGUGUUGUUCUCUAGAGAUGUCCGACAACGGGACUUCACUCUGAGAGAAUUGAAGAAACUGACUGCUCUGACCACAGAGCAGUCUUCAGUACUGGAGUUCUACAAUCUGUUGUCUGAGGCAUAUACUGAACUGCAUGGUAAAGAGAUGGCAGAAAUACAAACAGCAAAAGAUUCUAGAUUGUGGGAGAAGACAGCUGAUGUGUCAGAAUGUCUGCCUGACUCCCCAAGUCGUAUCCUCAGGGUGGGGAGUGGGGAAACAAGGCGUGGCAGCCCAGCAGAUCAUGUUCUUUUUGAUUGGCUCCUGCACUGGAAUUUUCAAAGAAGGCAAAGAAUUUUAUUGGAUGCAUCUGGCAAAGACAUAUCUCUGACAGAUUUUGACAGCACUGUAUUAUGGGAUUAUUUCCUGUCACACUGCAACAGAAAGGUGCUUCAGGAUUGGUUGGAAUUCAGCUUUCUUGGAGAUUCUGUGCGCCAUGAUCAGAUGCAAACUCUUCCACCAUUGGCUGCAGACAUCAUUGAGGACAUGGAUAACUGUCCAGAUUAUUUGAGGCAGAUUUUACAAGAUCAGUGUGCCAGGUACGGUGUAUUCAGCAAGGCUGACUUGGAGUGUUUUCCUCUGUUUCUGUCGCAACUGGUUAGGGUAGGAUCAGUGAUGAGAACUCCCCAUCCCCUCCAGGACAGCGCUUAUCUCAGCCUGUCCCACUUCCACCCAGCCUUCCUCAAGUACUGCUGCACAGAGAACCUCCCCUCCCUCAUGUGGACUACCUGGACUAUUACCGCCUUGAUCCUUCCUUAGCUCUGAACUGCCUGGAUGAGGUGUUAACAGAAGAACAGUUUUGGCUUCCAGUGCUCACUAAUUUUUAUGCUUUGGCCAAAAAUCCAUCUGUACCUAGUUUCAUGUUAAAGGCAAGCCUGUCCAAUGCCGCUUUUGUCAAUCAUACAAACCUGAUGAAUGGAAAAGUAGAGGAAGAGUUUAGCAGACACACCCACUCGCUGCCAUAGCAACUGCUCUGUAUUCACCAUGUGGUGUGGACACAGUGGUGAGCAGGAAGAAACUGCUGGGCAAACUGGUCCCUGCCUCCCUGGAGAAGCAGUUAGAGAGAUACCC